Messenger RNA from Carassius gibelio (silver crucian carp), 4178 nucleotides. RefSeq names its product scm-like with four MBT domains protein 2. Bases 165 to 2738 code for a protein of 857 amino acids. Gene Ontology annotation, molecular function: transcription corepressor activity; histone binding. Gene Ontology annotation, cellular component: nucleus. The transcript has 21 exons. NCBI's taxonomy places the organism in Eukaryota, Metazoa, Chordata, Actinopteri, Cypriniformes, Cyprinidae. The record is from RefSeq and is a predicted model, not a curated record. Gene Ontology annotation, biological process: regulation of DNA-templated transcription.
AAAAUAAUCUGUAGAUUUGAGACAUGCGCAGAUGCGGGAUGAUGCCAUAUUGGACACACACACAUCCACACACACACACACACACAUACACACAUACAGCUCCUGCUUCAACCAGAACACCGGAUCACUCAUUUCAGAUUGACGGGGGAAAACACGCAUAAGGCAUGGAUUGUGUAGAGGAGGAGGUGGAUUUUAACUGGGAGGAGUACCUCGAAGAGACUGGAGCCACUGCUGCCCCUCACACUUCAUUCAGACAUGUGGAGCUCAGUCUUCAGAGCAGUUUUCAGCCCGGAAUGAAGCUUGAAGUAGCUAAUAAGGGCAGUCUGGACACAUAUUGGGUGGCCACCAUUAUAACCACAUGUGGUCAGUUGCUAUUGUUACGCUACUGUGGCUAUGGCGACGACCGCAAGGCUGACUUCUGGUGUGAUGUCAUGACAGCCGAACUUCAUCCUGUCGGCUGGUGCGCUCAGAACAACAAAACGCUUCAGCCGCCUGAAGAUAACGUUUACCUCAGAGCAGCUAUUAAAGAGAAGAACAGUGACUGGACUGAGUUUCUAAUCAAAGAGCUCACAGGUUCACGGACAGCACCGGCAAACCUGCUUGAAGGGCCAUUAAGAGGUAAAAACACAGUGGAUCUGAUUGUGGUAGGCUGUGUUUUAGAGGUGCGUGAUGCAUGUGAACCCAACGUGUACUGGGCAGCACGAGUCAAGAGUAACAUCGGUGGACGUUUAUGUCUCAGCUAUGUUGGAUUAAAUGACCCCGCCUACGACAUGUGGAUGUUUUACCUUGACACCAGGCUCCGCCCCCUGGGUUGGGCCAAAGAGAAUUAUCUAUCAAUCAAACCACCCACAGAUCUGUGUGAUUUGAGGAGCAGCUCAGAAUGGACUGAAGCUUUAGAAGAAGCCACAGCCGAAGCCUUGAAAAGUCCCCUUCCACUGGAGGUUUUCAAGGAUCAUGCUGACCUACACACACACUCCUUCAGGCCAGGAAUGAAACUUGAAAUGGUGACACCCAAAGAACCCUUCCACAUCUGCCCUGUGUCUGUAACUAAAGUCUAUAAUGAAUGCUACUUUCAGAUCACAGUUGAUGACCUCACAGCUGAAGCCACUCCCACAUGCGUGGUGUGUCACGCUGAUUCACCGGGCAUCCUGCCAGUGCAGUGGUGUCUGAAGAAUGGUGUUGGACUGGAGAGGCCACAAGGUUUUGAGUCACAGGACUUCGAUUGGGCGGACUAUCUCAAACACACUGGCACUGAAGCAGCUCCAGACGUGUGUUUCCCAAACGCGUCUCAGAGCAGGGGCUUCUGUAAGGAUAUGUGGCUUGAAGCCGUGAAUCCACUCCAACCUUCCGAACUCUGCGUUGCUCGAAUCACUCAGGUCAAAGGUCGACUUCUCUGGCUCAGACUGGAAGGUCUGACCAAGCCGUUACCGGAUUGUAUAGUGGAUGUUGAGAGUAUGAAUAUCUUCCCUGUGGGCUGGUGUGAAGCUAACGGCUAUCCACUAACACAUUUACAAAAGACAGUCUGUCUGCCUCAGAAGAAGAUUGCUGUUGUUCAGCCUGAGAAACAGUUGGUCCCCUCACAGCCACCUGAUGCCCCUCUUAACCUGUGCUCAUCCAUCGCCAUGGACACAGGUUUGGUGAAUGGAAAGUACUGUUGUUCUCAGCUCUUCAUCAAUCAUCGCUGUUUCUCUGGUCCGUAUCUCAACAAAGGCCGAAUCACUGAGUUACCAAAGGCUGUGGGGCCCGGCAAGUGUGCUGUAGUCCUCAAAGAGAUCCUGACAAUGUUAAUAAACUCAGCGUAUAAACCUGGCCGUGUGCUCAGAGAACUACAGAUGGUGGAAGACCCACAGUGGAACUGUCAGGAAGAAACCCUGAAAGCCAAAUAUAAAGGGAAAAGCUAUCGGUCCAACAUGAGGAUCGUGCGAACAGCAGAUCAAGUGUCAGAGUUUUGUCGUCGAGUAUGCGAGAGACUUCAGUGUUGUCUGAAUCUUUUCGGCCCAACAAUCGUGUCCGACAAGUGCCCUGAAAACUGCUUCAGUCAGACCAAGACCAAAUACACAUAUUACAAGAAGAGGAAAGUUGGACGGCCAAGUUUAGGGGAGAAUGCUCAGGAUGGUGACAUGACCAAACCAGCACGACGGCGGAAGAAACGCAAGGCCAUCUUUGUCCAGAAGAAACGGCGCACUUCCAUUGUAGGAUACCAAACCACAGAGUCACCUCAGGAUAGCGAUUAUUACUAUGAUGAUGAGGAAGAAGAUUUUGAGGAGUGGGGCAGUGAGGUUAGUUCCAGCUCAACGCGUGAGGAGAACUCCUUCAAGGACGUCCCGAAGAGAGGAAGACCACCGCGCCGGGCUGCUCUCCAGCGCAGGGCGACCCAUCCAGGGCCGGAGACAUCAGACAGAUCCUCUCCCAGAAGAACCACACGCUCGGUUUCUUACAGCCAGAACCAGACGGCCAAAAACACAAAGACUGAGAGUUUUGAAGAGGAAGAUCGUCUGGUGUUAGAGAGGAAUCCUCUGGAAUGGAGCGUCUCUGAUGUGGUUGACUUCAUCACAUCCACAGAUUGUGCCUCUCUGGCAAAGAUAUUCCAAGAGCAGGACAUUGAUGGCCAGGCCCUGUUGCUGCUGACGCUUCCUACAGUCCAGGAAUGUAUGGACCUAAAGCUCGGCCCCGCCAUCAAACUCUGUCAUCAGAUCGAGCGAGUCAAAGUGGCCUUCUACUCCCAGUUCGCUAACUAAGCUAACUUUCUGCCUCGGUGGACGUUAAUCAACAGAGACCUAUGUAUUGUACUCAGGGGAUGUAAAGAGUCAUUCCAUCCAUCAGGAAGCCUCAGGUUGCCUCAUACCGAAUGGAUUAUUAUUAUUUUUUUCAUCAUUUGCCUUCAAUAUGAGAUUUAGUCAUGGAACAUGACAUUAUUUCUGCUUUCCCUGCUAAAGAAAACCUACCCGGACUCCCAGUCUAGUCAAACUGGUGUUUAGAGGAUUUGUUCGGAUGGUUAGCUGGAAAAGUACCAAAAACCUCUUAAAAAGCCAUCAAAAUAGACCAGCCUGACCAUGCUUCAACAACCUCACACUCUUGAAAAUAAAAGAUCCAAAAGGUUGCCAUAGAUAAGUUCUUCUUUCAUUUUUUUCUUAGUGUGAAUCACAUUUUAGAAAAAGAAAUGUUUUCCACUAUAAAGAACCAUUUAUGUUAAGCACUGAUGCCAAUAAAGAAUCUUUAUUUUUUAAGAGUGUAGUUUUUUUUUUUCAUGAGUGUGGUGAAUCUAGAGGAGGUUUAGGAAAUCCAGAUGUUUCAGAGGACUGUUUAAAUGUUUGGAUGAAGAUCUCGGUGGUAAUAAGGACACAUCUAAACUGUGAAAAACCUCCAACCCCUGAGUUUACUGCAGAACUAUCGGAAAUUUUAUUAGUCUUUUAAGACCAAAUGAUAUUUAUAACUGCAAAUGACAUAUGAAGUAUUAACUAAUAAUUGUAAUAUUUAUUUUAUUCUAAACUAUUUUUAUAAUGUUUGUUUAGAGCUUAGACGCAAUUUAACACCUGAAAAAAAUCUACUUGGGCAUUAUGAAUUCGGGAAUAUUAGUAAUAUAAGAACUGAUUUAAAUGAAUUAAAUGUAUGUUAAACUUAUGUUGUGUGUGUGCAUGAAAGCUGGGGUUCAUGCAUAUACAUAUAAAUCCACACAUAUCGAUUUUCCCAUGCCUUUUGUUUGUCGAAUGCAACGUUUGUUUCUCUUUCAAAUUCAAGGGCAAUUAUAUUUCUGAGGAGCUGCCUUUUGUCACAGCUUAUGUAUAUUGUAUGUAAAUGUCAUUUGUGAUCUAUGCAAAACUGGAUAUGUUUUCUAUAUAUUUUUUGUUGUAACGAUUUUCUUAGUGAUAUAUAUUUUUACUUCACUCCGUUGUAUGACACAUACCUUGUUUACAAGUAGAUUGUAUUCAAAACUGAUUAACUGCUGUUGAAAUAUUUUCAAUCAUCAUUGUGUCCAUUUUCAAUGCUUAAAACGUUGCAAUAAUUAAAUAUGGUUCAUGUUUGAAAGUCCCGGAAAUAUAAACUACACCAGCUGUCCAUUAUUUUGACUCGCUGCUCAGUUUGUAAAUUCAAACAAAAAUGGCAUAGAGCAUGCUUUCAGUGGAAGUCUACAGGACAAGGCACUUCUAAUGGGAUAUUAAAGUGAUUUUAUUAUAUUA